Messenger RNA from Erythranthe guttata (spotted monkey flower), 1545 nucleotides. RefSeq lists its product as uncharacterized. The record is from RefSeq and is a predicted model, not a curated record. Lineage: Eukaryota; Viridiplantae; Streptophyta; Magnoliopsida; Lamiales; Phrymaceae.
ACCAAAUCCUUAAACGCACACCACAUGGAAUAUAAAUCAACGUCAUGGUUUCAAGGCCAAAUCACACGAGGACAAGGAUCUUUGCUUAUUAUAUAUAUACAUGCAUAUUCAAAUAUAGUAAGCCAGAAAAGGUUGGUCAUUUCGUCGAAUAGUUUAUGUGCGUGCAAUCCACGAAUCAAGAACCUGUAUUAUUCAAAUCCAAUUCCUCCUCUGCUCUGCAGACUCGUCGAUUUCACAUACAAUCAAACAACAAUUACCUCCAACCAUUUGUCUCUUUGUUGCCGCCCGAAUAUUAUAUUCCUUAAUUCAACCAUUUUUAACCCCCCACCCCGACCAAUCACUCAAUUCUUCAACAAGAAGAAGAAGAAGAAGAAGAAGAAGAAAAACCCAGUUGACAACACACUCCCAAAGCUGCAAUUCUUUUUAAUUUUUUACUUCGGGAUUAGUGAAAUGAAGAGGUAUAGGAAUAGAAGAAUCUGGGAUUUUGAGCAUGAAUUGAAGAUGGUUGAUAGAGAUGAUGAUGAUGUUAAGAAGGUGAUUCUUGGUAUAGAUGGUGGGACCGCACAUACAGUUUGCAUUUGUAUGCCUUUUAUACCCUUCACUCACCACCUGCCCGAUCCUCUGCCCGUCCUUGCCCGAACCGUUGCCGGCUGCUCCAACCACAACAGCGUUGGUGAAACAGCAGCUAGAGAGAGUUUGGAGCAAGUAAUGGCGGAUGCUCUCGCAAGGUCACGUUCGACUCGUUCGUCCGUCGAAGCCGUUUGUCUCUCGGUUUCCGGUGUCAACCAUCCAACGGAUCAGCAUCGCAUACUCAAUUGGCUCAGAGAAAUAUUUGCGAGUGACGUGAGGUUAUUCGUUGAGAACGACGCUGUGGCGGCUCUGGCGAGCGGGACGAUGGGGAAACUACAUGGAUGUGUGCUGAUAGCUGGCACUGGUACUAUUGCUUAUGGCUUCACUGAAGAUGGCAGACAAGCUCGCGCUGCUGGUGCGGGCCCCGUUUUAGGUGACUGGGGAAGUGGUUAUGGUAUAGCUGCACAGGCACUCACUGCUGUAAUAAGGGCCCACGACGGUCGCGGUCCACUCACUACUCUUACUAAUUCUAUUCUCGACACACUUAAACUUUCUUCACCCGACCAACUUAUAGGGUGGACCUACGCGGACCCCUCGUGGGCUCGAAUAGCAGAACUUCUUCCAGUCGUGGUUUCGUGUGCGGAUGCAAUGGACCCUGUCGCAAUUGACAUCUUGUACAAUUCCGUGCAUGAGUUGGCGUCAAGUGUCAAAGCAGUCGUCGAAAGAUUGGAGCUAUGUGGUGAAGAUGGAAAAGACGAAUUUCCACUAGUGAUGGUUGGUAGUGUUCUUGAAGCCAAUAAGAGAUGGGACAUUGGUAACCAAGUCAUGAGUUGCAUCUCAAAGGAUUUCCCAGGUGUUCUUCCAAUUCGCCCCAAGGUAAGGCUAUUUUCGUCAUUUUCAGUCCGUGGCCGUGGUUUUUCAGAUACAAUUUUCAUUUAUCCAACUGAUAAAGCCAUAUUUUAUUUACGAUGAUUU